This is a messenger RNA of Talaromyces proteolyticus, 447 nucleotides long. RefSeq lists its product as uncharacterized. The transcript has 3 exons. Lineage: Eukaryota; Fungi; Ascomycota; Eurotiomycetes; Eurotiales; Trichocomaceae. Gene Ontology annotation, molecular function: ubiquitin protein ligase activity. Gene Ontology annotation, biological process: protein ubiquitination. The annotation marks the transcript as partial. The record is from RefSeq and is a predicted model, not a curated record.
GAUAGCCAAGCGAGCGGCGACAACAAUACAAGCCCGGGAGCCCAAUCGGUGUCAGCAUUGCUUGGGGCUGUUUUAGGGAUUGCACUAUUAUUUGUUUGUAGCAUGAUUCUUGCAGUGUACCUCAACCGACGUGCUUGUAAGAAAGGCGAUGACCACGGCGACAAGAACUCGGUAGAACGUCUGAAAAAGCUCGAGGCUGUCUCGUCGACUCGUAAAUUGGGAGAAUGGUGGCCAACAGUUAAGGAGUCAUUGGGUUUGUCGCAGGGGUGUGACAAUUUUGUCUGUGUCAUCUGUUUCGACCAGGUUGAACGUACGCACGAGAUCCACGAGCUAAAAUGUUUGCACGUCUUUCACAAGCAGUGCCUGGAGAGAUGGUACCUGCGGAGCCAUUACACGUGCCCAAUGUGUCACCAAGCUUUUUUUCAGGAACGGCGUCGUUCUACAUCG